AAUAUAUAAAAUGAGAAAAUUCAAUCUCUCUCUUUCUUGGUCUGAGUUUUUCAUUUCUUAGAUCAAAUCCAGAAGUGUUCUCUCUUCAUUUUUUUGGCUGUCAAAUCUCACUGGAGAGUAAUUGAUUUCGCCGGCGAGUUAGCGGUGUCGAUUGAUCGGAAAUCACGGCGAACUUGUUGAAAAGUCCGGCGGCUGAGCUCUCUGGAUUGGAAGAAACUGGGUAUGGGAAGCAUGAACAACAGCGUGGAUACGGUUAAUGCUGCUGCUACUGCGAUCGUCUCCGCUGAGGCUCGAGUUCAGCCUCCGACACCUCCGAAACGAAGAUGGGGGAGCUGCUGGAGUCUGUACUGGUGUUUUGGAAAUGGUUCGCAGAAAAACAAUAAGCGUAUAGGUCAUGCUGUGCUUGUUCCAGAACCUGCAGUAUCUGGAGCUGUUGCCCCUGCUGUUGAGCAUCGUACACCUUCAACCACCGUGGUAUUGCCUUUCAUAGCCCCUCCGUCUUCUCCUGCGUCUUUCCUCCAGUCCGAACCUCCAUCAAAUGCUCAAUCUCCUGCUGGAUUACUAUCUUUAACUGCUCUUUCAGUCAAUAACUACUCCCCAAAUGGACCUGCGUCCAUUUUUGCAAUAGGCCCUUACGCAUAUGAUACCCAGUUGGUCUCACCUCCAGUCUUUUCUGCCUUCCCCACUGAACCAUCGACUGCCCCUUUUACUCCUCCUCCUGAAUCUGUGCAAUUGACCACACCCUCAUCUCCUGAAGUACCAUUUGCUAAAUUGCUGACAUCUUCUCUGAGCCAUACUAAUAAAAGUUUUGGGACUAACCAGAAGUUUGCACUUUCACAUUGUGAUUUCCAACCUUAUCAACCCUACCCUGGAAGCCCUGGUGCCCAUCUUAUAUCACCUGGAUCAGUAAUUUCAAACUCUGGUACAUCUUCUCCUUUUCCUGAUAAACAUCCCAUUCUUGAGUUUCGCAUGGCAGAUGCUCCGAAGCUCUUGGGUCUCGAACAUUUUACGACUCGCAAAUGGAUCUCAAGAAUGGGUUCUGGAUCUUUGACGCCAGAUGGUACUGGUUUAGGUUCUAGGUUAGGUUCAGGAACUUUGACCCCUGAUGGUAUGGCUAUGGGUUCGAGAUUGGAAUCUGGAUCUGUGACACCAAAUGGUGUGAGGCAAGAUUCAAGAUUGGGUUCUGGAACCGUUACUCCUGAUGGUUUGGGGCAUGCCUUGCAAGAUGGUCUACUGUUGGACAGCCAAAUAUCUGAGGUGGCUUCCCUUGCCAACUCAGAAACGGGAUGUCAAAAUGAUGUGGCAAAUCAUAGGGUGUCAUUUGAGUUGACUGGUGAAGAUGUUGCGCGUUGUCUUGCAAAUAAGUCAAAGCAAACAAGCACAAACUCUCAAAACAAAAACAAAGAAUCGUCGAAAGAAGCUGAAAGUUGUGAGUUCUUUGACAUCAAGACUUCCACAGCACCGGAAAAAACUUCAGCAGAGGAUGAUCAAUGCUACCAAAAUCAACGAGCCGUAAAUCUUGGUUCGUUCAAAGAGUUCAACUUUGACCAAACCAAAGGAGAAAUACACAGCACAGCCUCCAUUGGUGCAGAAUGGUGGGCCAAUGAAAAGGUGGCUGUGAAGGAAGCUAGUCCAGGCAACAACUGGACUUUCUUCCCAAUGUUGCAACCUGGGGUCAGCUGAUUUUGACAUGGAUGUCGUCAGUAGAAAGAGAAGAAGAAGAAGAAGAAACAACAACCCACCUUUUGAAUGUACAUUUGAAUGUAAUCAUCCUUUGGAGAUGCAACUUUUAGGACCCGUGAUCUCAGAUAACAGAUGGAAUGAUUUGGAGGAAAAGAAUGUUUUUCAAAGUUGCCUUGUGAAAACACUAUUCAAAUAGACAGCAGAAAGAAAGUAGUUAUUAGGGAUAACUAGUGUGGGUACUGAAGGAGCAUUCUUUGUCAUAGCUCAAAGGAGUAGAUCAUUCAUAAUCAUAGGAUCUUUGAAGUGCUUUAUUCUUUCUUGUCUUGUAUAAUAAUAAGAAAUUUCAUUCUUCCCCAACAAUGAAAACUUCCUUUCUGGAAAACUCCUGUGAUUUUAGUUUACUUAGC
Molecule: messenger RNA, 2090 nt
Organism: Cucurbita maxima (winter squash)
Lineage: Eukaryota; Viridiplantae; Streptophyta; Magnoliopsida; Cucurbitales; Cucurbitaceae
Exons: 2
Coding region: 223-1683 (486 amino acids)
Source: RefSeq, a predicted model, not a curated record